AUGAGUGCACACGACAACGAAGAACUCAUCGACUACGAGGACGAACACGACGUGGUUACCAAUGGGGCUGCAGCACCAUCAGCGACGAAUGGCGCUGUUUCUGCAACAGCGCCUGCUGUCGACGGUGAGGGCGAGAAAGAUAAAAAGAACUUUUCAGGAAUACACUCUACUGGGUUCAGGGACUUCUUGUUGAAGCCCGAGUUGCUGCGCGCCAUAAGUGAUCUUGGUUUUGAGCAUCCCUCGGAAGUGCAACAGGAGUGUAUUCCACAGGCGGUCCUGGGAAUGGACGUCUUGUGUCAGGCCAAGUCAGGUCACGGAAAAACUGCAGUGUUCGUCUUGGCGACACUCCAGCAACUGGAACCUGUCAAUGGCGAGGUAUCCGUCCUCGUCUUGUGCCACACUCGCGAGCUUGCAUUUCAAAUCAAGAACGAGUAUACCCGGUUUGCCAAGUACAUGCCUGACGUUCGUGUCAGCACGUUCUAUGGUGGCACACCGGUCGCAAAAGAUGCCGAGUUGCUUCGAGACAAAACCAAAUGCCCGCACAUAGUCGUUGCAACUCCUGGCCGUCUGAACGCAUUGACAAGAGACAAGGUUUUGGACGCGUCGAAAGUCAAGCACUUUAUUCUUGACGAGUGCGAUAAAAUGCUUGAACAGCUUGACAUGCGCCGGGACGUUCAAGAAAUCUUCCGAGCAACGCCUCAUCACAAGCAGGUUAUGAUGUUCAGUGCGACGUUGGCCAAGGAGAUUAGGGUGACGUGCAAGAAGUUCAUGGCUAACCCACUUGAAAUCUUUGUUGACGAUGAGACGAAACUGACGCUUCACGGACUGCGCCAACAUUACGCCAAACUCGAAGAGGUUGCAAAGAACAGGAAGUUGAACGAGUUGUUGGAUACGUUGGAAUUCAAUCAGGUUGUAAUAUUCGUCAAGUCUGUCGCACGCGCGAUCGAGCUUGACAAACUCCUCGUCUCGUGUAAUUUCCCGAGUAUCAGCAUUCAUUCUGGAUUGUCACAGGAGGAGCGCAUCAACCGUUACACGGCCUUUAAAGCCUUUGAGAAACGCAUUCUUGUCGCCACCGAUAUCUUUGGUCGUGGUAUUGAUGUUGAGCGGGUCAAUAUUGUGAUCAACUACGAUUGUCCUCCCGAUGCAGACAGCUACUUACACCGUGUCGGCCGCGCUGGCCGUUUCGGCACCAAAGGUCUUGCUAUUACUUUCGUCUCGUCAGAGAGUGAUCAGCAAGUCAUGCUUGCGAUCCAGUCCCGGUUCGAGGUUGCUGUACCCGAACUGCCUGAGCAUAUUGAUCCCGCGAGCUACAUGACGUCUUAA
Fibroporia radiculosa is the source of this 1323-nucleotide messenger RNA. RefSeq lists its product as uncharacterized. NCBI's taxonomy places the organism in Eukaryota, Fungi, Basidiomycota, Agaricomycetes, Polyporales, Fibroporiaceae. The coding region runs from base 1 to 1323 and encodes 440 amino acids. The record is from RefSeq and is a predicted model, not a curated record. The transcript is spliced from 9 exons. Gene Ontology annotation, biological process: mRNA export from nucleus; mRNA splicing, via spliceosome. Gene Ontology annotation, molecular function: RNA binding; RNA helicase activity; ATP binding.